Molecule: messenger RNA, 303 nt
Organism: Cooperia oncophora
Lineage: Eukaryota; Metazoa; Nematoda; Chromadorea; Rhabditida; Trichostrongylidae
Source: the annotation of a GenBank genome assembly
AUGGUGUAUACAAUCAUCGCCACGGAUCUCACCAGAUUCUUCCUUAUUUACUCAAUUUUUCUAGUGGGAUUUUCUCAGUCAUUCUACAUAAUUUUCACAGCUUGUGAACGUGCAGCUAAGAAAAUUACGGCAGAAGGCGGAACAAGCGACUUUCAGAACGUUAUCGAUAAUCCUCUGGAGGCUCUCCUGAGGACGUUCAUCAUGACAAUCGGAGAGUUUAUGACACUUUACAAAGAAAUGGCCUCAUGUGACUCCAUGCUUAUGAAUUUCAUUGGCAAGGUUUGUGAUAGGAUUCCAUAUUAA